GAGCCGCUCCAAAGAGGAGAACCAGAGGAAACAGCGGCUCCUGGACUCGACUCUCAGCCCACAAAUGUGAAGAUAAAAUGCAGCAGUCCCAACAACACUUCGCCUCCUCUCUGUGUUUUAGAGAAACCGAAGGAGGAAAAUCCGACUGAAACUUUAGACCUUACAGUUGUCCAGGUGAAGAGCGAGGAGCUGGAGAAGGAACCGUCUGAGCUGCAUCAGAUUCUAAGCACAAUCAGUGAAAAUGAAACAGACAAAACUCAAGAGGAAGUGUCCAAAGAACCAAAACAAGAGCCAGAGUCUGUGGAUUUUAACUUUGAUAAUUUUCAGCAAAACGGCUACUCCACCGACAACAGUGAAGACUGGGGAGAAACAUCCAGUUCAGCCAGACACAUACAGACCGAAGACGUCAGAGAGGGUUAUGAGCAGUUUAUACUGGACCAUGACUUUUCAAUGAACAGAGUCAGAGAACACCGAUGCCUCGUCUGUGGGAAGGUCUUCACCGGGCGUUCACUUUUAAAGAGGCACUCUGUGGUUCACACGGGGGAGAAACCUUUCAGCUGUCCAGUUUGUAACAAAGGCUUUACACAGAACGCCCACCUGAAGGUCCACAUGUGCACUCACACUGGAAUCAUGCCGUAUCGAUGCUCGCUGUGUGCCCGAGGAUUCACACGCAGAGACAUCUACCUCAAACAUGUGGGGACGCACAGAGACAAGAGGCCUGUGGGACUGAACGACCGAAGGGUGGGGUCACUGAACGACCGAAGGGUGGGGUCACUGAACGACCGAAGGGUGGGGCCACUGAACGACCGAAGGGUGGGACCACUAAAUGCCCGAAGGGUGGGGCCGUGGAAUGACCCAAGGUUGGGGCCAAAACCCGGAGAGGCCAGCUCACAUAGUACAGAGUCAAGUGCAAACCAACUGUGUCUCUACAGCUGCUCCUUGUGUCAGAAAAGCUUUCUCUGUAAAAACGACAUAGAAAAUCACAUGAAGAGCCACAUAGAAGAAAGAACAGGAGACAGAACACUGGACAGAGCAGGAAACUGAGGCUCAGACACAGGAUAAGCCCUGGUUUUAUAAUAAUAAUAAUAAUACAUUGGAUUUAUACAUCAUCUUUCAGGACAUUCAAAGAGCUUUACAGAGCAAUAUUCAUUCACUCGACAGAUACUACUGUAGCCACAGCUGCCCCGGGGCCGUCAGCCUCUCCCACAAACACACACAUCUCAUUGAUACUAGGCAAUGUGUGCAUAAGGACACAACGACAGAACUCGACCCGAGCAGGAAUCAAUCUUCUAACCUUCAGGUUGGGGGGGGAUCACUGCUCUACCACUGAGCCACUGUUUUGCAGUUCACAUAUGUCAUGUCUGA
This is a messenger RNA of Periophthalmus magnuspinnatus, 1365 nucleotides long. RefSeq names its product zinc finger protein 84-like. Gene Ontology annotation, cellular component: nucleus. The record is from RefSeq and is a predicted model, not a curated record. The transcript has 2 exons. The coding region runs from base 451 to 1044 and encodes 197 amino acids. NCBI's taxonomy places the organism in Eukaryota, Metazoa, Chordata, Actinopteri, Gobiiformes, Gobiidae.